CUUUUUAUUUUUUUAAUUGAACAAUGAAACUAUAUCCUACGUUGAGUAAUAGCCGGCCUGAAUUCAGAACAUAUCCGGAAAAACUUAACGAGAAAAUUUAGGAGCACCGCAUUUAGAUUCCUUCAAUGAAAUGCUUUCCGAUGGCUUGGCCAAUUGCACAAAGUACAUGACGCCAGUUGGCUGUAGGACACCUGCAGGAGAACAAAUUGAGCUUCGCGUCGAAAGUAUCCAAAUUGCAAGACCUCAAGUUCCGAUAAUUGUAAUAGAUGUAAAGAAUCGGUUGACGUACCCUGCGGAGUCACGACAACUACACACUUCCUAUAUGGGUAUGUGCACGGUGCGAGUUAACUGGACGGUUAAUGGGUUGAAGAAGGCUCCAAUUGAUGUGGAACUAGGGGAAGUGCCUAUUAUGCUAAAGUCGAGCGCAUGCAAUCUUGGUUCACUAAAACCAGAGCAGAUGGUCAAACACGGGGAGCACGAUACUGAAUGGGGAGGAACUUUUGUUAUCAAAGGAAAUGAGAGAAUUAUACGGAUGUUACUUAUGAGCAGACGUAACUACCCGAUUGCUGUCAAACGCUCCACAUGGAAAGAUCGUGGAGCUAACUUUAGUGAAAUUGGCGUAAUGGUGCGUACAGUACGCGAAGACGAAACUUCCUAUAACAAUGUAUUACACUUCCUCAAUAACGGAACUGCGAAGUUGAUGUUCUCCCAAAUGAAAAUGAUGUCUUAUGUGCCUAUAUGUCUCGUACUACGAUGUUUGGUUGAUUAUACCGAUGAGCAAGUAUAUCGAAAUUUGGUUCGUGGAUAUGAAAAAGACCAGUAUUAUGUGUCAUGCGUACAAACGAUGUUAAGAGAUGUACAUGGUGAAGGGCUCCACACGCAUAAAGAUUGCAAAGAAUAUUUGGGCAAAAUUUUUAGAUCGAAAUUUCCCGAAAUACCCGAUUGGAAAACCGACAUGGAUGUUACUGAUUUUAUCCUUAAUGAAAGAAUACUUAUACACUUAAACACCCAUAAAGAAAAAUUUGAUAUGCUAGUGUUUAUGGCUCAAAAGUUGUUUCAGUGUGCACAAGGAAAUUAUAAAAUUGAAAAUGUAGAUUCUGUAAUGAUGCAAGAAGUUCUACUUUCAGGUCAUUUGUAUCAAAAGUUUUUAGUGGAUCGCGUAGAUUUAUGGCUGCAGUAUGCUAAGAAAUAUUUGCUCAGGCGUCUAGAAGCUCCAGAUGUCCUAAUAACCCCAACUUUACUUACGGCUUGCUUACGCAGUGCAGGUAGUGUCUCUCAUGCAAUGGAAUCCUUUCUGGCUACGGGUAACGCACCUUCUCGAUCUGGUUUGGGCCUUAUGCAAAAUACAGGUCUCGUAGUAAUGGCUGAAAAUAUUAACCGCAUUCGAUAUAUGUCGCAUUUUCGGGCAGUACAUCGUGGUUCAUACUUUACUACCAUGCGUACGACAGAAGCACGCCAGUUGCUGCCCGAUGCUUGGGGCUACAUUUGUCCGGUCCAUACACCCGAUGGUGCACCUUGUGGCCUCCUUAAUCACUUAACAGUGUCAUGUCGCAUAUCACGCAUUCCAGACAAAGGACUUGUUAAGAAAAUACCCGAGUAUUUGAUUGAAAUGGGAAUGAUACCAUUAGAAUCAGAGAUUCACGAUACAAAUUCAAAAUUAUUUGUGGUCUUCUUGGAGGGAAAACUAUUGGGUCACAUACGUCAAGUGGAUGCGGAAAAAAUUGUAAACAGACUACGUACUUUGAAAAUUGAUGGAUAUUUGCCUGAAAUGAUGGAAAUCGCAUACAUACCUUAUAAAGCAAAAGGACAAUUUCCAGGAUUAUUUCUCUUUGUGGGACCCGCACGUUUUAUGCGACCAGUUCGAAAUUUAGCUGUUGGAAAAAUCGAGUAUAUUGGCUCACUGGAGCAAGUAUAUAUGGAUAUUGCAAUCGACUUAAAAGAGUUCUAUCCUGGCUUUACCACUCAUAUGGAAUUGUCUAAAACUGAAUUUCUCAGCAAUUUGGCGAAUUUGAUCCCAAUGCCAGACUACAAUCAAUCUCCAAGAAACAUGUAUCAAUGUCAGAUGGGUAAGCAAACUAUGGGCACACCAUGCCUUAACUGGCCAAAGCAAGCUGCCAAUAAAUUGUACCGUUUACAAACCCCAACAACACCGCUUUUUAGACCUGUACAUCAUGAUAACGUCAGGCUUGAUGACUUCGCUAUGGGAACAAAUGCUAUAGUGGCAGUGAUUUCAUACACAGGUUAUGAUAUGGAGGAUGCCAUGAUUAUCAACAAGUGUGCAUAUGAGCGUGGCUUUGCUUAUGGUAGCAUUUAUAAAUCAAAAUUUAUCGAAUUAGAUGGGGCUAGUUUUUUCGCCCGUAGUCCACAUUUGCCCGACCUAAAUAAGAUCUUGGACAAUGAUGGUUUGCCUCACGCUGGCACAAAAUUAUGGCAUGGUUGUCCUUUCUACUGCUACUUCGAUGUGGAUACUUCAACCUAUAAAGUUGUAAAAUUAGACGAAAAAGAAGACUGCGUUGUAGAUAGUGUACGUUAUUGCGGUAACUUUAAGGCAAACGCACGUCGAAUGGUAUGUGUGACUCUGCGCAUACCUCGCCCGCCUACAAUUGGCGACAAAUUUGCAUCUCGUGCCGGACAAAAAGGCAUUUGUUCGCAGCGUUAUCCGGCUGAAGACUUGCCUUUCAGCGAAACGGGGCUAAUACCGGAUAUUGUUUUCAACCCACAUGGUUUCCCCUCUCGAAUGACAAUCGCUAUGAUGAUCGAAACCAUGGCGGGCAAAAGCGCUGCCUUACACGGACUCGUACACGACGCAACGCCAUUUCGCUUCUCAGAAAAACAUACCGCAAUCGAUUAUUUCGGUCGCCUACUAGAAGCCGGUGGAUAUAAUUAUUACGGCACAGAACGUCUUUAUUCCGGUGUAGAUGGACGUGAAAUGUCAGCAGACAUAUUCUUUGGUGUAGUUCAUUAUCAACGACUUCGUCACAUGGUGUUCGAUAAGUGGCAAGUGAGAUCCACAGGUCCAGUUGAUGCUAUAACGCAACAGCCCAUAAAGGGUCGCAAGCGCGGUGGUGGUGUCCGUUUCGGAGAGAUGGAGCGUGAUGCUUUGAUCUCACAUGGUGCAGCCUUUCUUCUGCAAGAUCGUCUUUUUCAUAACUCUGAUAAGACACACACACUGGUGUGCAGCAAGUGUGGCAGUAUACUGGCGCCCCUGAAGAAGAUCAUUAUGCGCUUAGAGACUGGCAAAUUACAAUCGAUGCCAGACACUUGUCGGCUGUGUGGGGAUGGCACCGCUGUGGGGUACAUUGAAAUACCAUUCUCAUUUAAAUACUUAGUAAGUGAAUUAAGUUCAGUAAACAUAAAUGCGAGAUUAAAGUUAAUGAAUAUUUAAAAAGUAAA
Molecule: messenger RNA, 3393 nt
Organism: Rhagoletis pomonella (apple maggot)
Lineage: Eukaryota; Metazoa; Arthropoda; Insecta; Diptera; Tephritidae
Product: DNA-directed RNA polymerase I subunit RPA2-like
Exons: 6
Coding region: 131-3385 (1084 amino acids)
Biological process (GO): DNA-templated transcription
Cellular component (GO): nucleus; RNA polymerase I complex
Molecular function (GO): DNA-directed RNA polymerase activity; DNA binding; ribonucleoside binding
Source: RefSeq, a predicted model, not a curated record